This is a messenger RNA of Nicotiana tabacum (common tobacco), 2117 nucleotides long. RefSeq names its product putative membrane protein At3g27390. Gene Ontology annotation, biological process: vegetative to reproductive phase transition of meristem. Lineage: Eukaryota; Viridiplantae; Streptophyta; Magnoliopsida; Solanales; Solanaceae. The record is from RefSeq and is a predicted model, not a curated record.
CUCUCUCUCUCUCUCUCUUUAUUCCUUAAAAAUUAUUCUUUCUAUUAACUUUAGAUUUUGGUUCUUGAUUUUAAUCAAGUUUUCUACUUCAGUAAAGAGAAGGUUUUUAGUAAACCAUUAAUUUUAAUAUAAUGGAAGUACCAGUAGGGUUCUUGGCUAAGCUUUGGAGCUUUAUAUCAUUUCUUCCUUUCUUCUUCUUGCUCUUCCUCCUUGGCCUUCUCAAAGGAUUAAUAAUUGGUCCCAUUGUCACAGUUAUAAUAGCAGUUGGGAAUUCAGCGGUUGUAAUUGGGCUAUGGCCUGCACAUUUUAUUUGGACCUACUACUGUGUGACAAAAACAAAAAAACUUGGAUGGGUUUUGAAGAUUGCAUUACUGGUUUCAUUGCCAGUUCCUCUGAUUCUUUGGCCCAUAAUAGCCAUUAUUGGGAGUCUACUGGGUGGGAUAGGGUACGGUUUUUUCGCCCCGCUGAUAGCAACUUUUGAGGCUAUUGGAGAAAAUAUCACAUUGAAGAUCUUCCACUGCUUUGUGGAUGGUUGUAUUUCCACUCUUAAAGGGAGCUGCACAGUAGUACGGGAUUUUACAGACUUUUGCUUCCACUCUUACUUUUCUUACAUGGACGAGCUUUCUGAGGAAAUGGAUCCAGACGAGAAACCAAUGGAAGUGAAGUUGUCAAAGCUGCCAAGUUGCGUGUUGGUUUCUCUGCUCGCAAUUCCAGUGGAUGUGCCCUUUAUUACAGCGCUUGCUCUUUGGAAGAGCCCGUUCAUGCUGUUUAGGGGUUGGAAGAGGCUACUAGAAGACUUAAUUGGAAGGGAAGGCCCAUUUUUGGAGACGGUUUGUGUUCCAUUUGCUGGUCUUGCAAUCCUUUUGUGGCCUUUAGCUGUUGCUGUAUCUGUGGUGGCAUCUUUUUUUUCAAGUUUUGCUCUUGCGCUUUACAGCGGGGUGGUGGUCCAUCAGGAAGACUCAUUUCGCAUGGGACUUGCGUACAUCCUAGCAGCCGUUUCCAUAUUUGACGAAUACACAAAUGACCUACUUGACAUGAGGGAAGGGUCAUGCUUCGCGAGGCCUCAAUAUCGAAGAAAUAUGAGCUCAUCCGGAUGCCUUGAGAGUAAGAACUCAAUUGAGCAGAAGAUUGAAAAAGAAGGAUCACGCAGCUUGAAACUUAUCUCGCAUGGAUCAAGAACCUUAAAACAGACCAUCCAACAAUAUACGCCCAUGCAGGUAUGGGGUUGGCUCUUUAAAUCCUGUGAGGUUAACGGCAGAAUACUCUUACGUGAAGGCUUGAUAGAUGUCAAAGAUAUUGAGGAAUGUAUCGUCAAGGGGGACUGUAAGAAGCUAGGCAUCAAAUUACCUGCUUGGUCAAUUCUACAGUGUCUGCUUAUAUCUGCAAAAUCCGACUCGCCAGGCCUGCUUAUCUCUGAUGAAGUGGAAUUGACAAAGUCUAACUGGCCAAAGGAUAAAGUAUUCGAGUGGUUUCUUGGGCCGCUCUUAGUCAUGAAGGAACAAAUAAAAAAACUGCAAUUGCGAGAAGAUGAAGAAAUUAGCUUGAGGACGUUGGUAAUGGGGUGCAAAAAUGAAAGACCGGAGGAAUGGGAUAACACAGGAUUUCCAUCCACUGAUACUGUGAGGAGAGCACAAUUGCAAGCUGUAAUUAGGAGGUUGCAGGGCAUUGUCGGUUCAUUAUCCCGGGUGCCAACAUUCAGAAGACGCUUCAAGAAUUUGGUGAAGGUGUUGUAUUUGGAAGCAAUCCAGAUUGGUCUUGUGGCUGAUAAUGAUGGUGGAAGCUCAAAAGCUGGAAAUAGCAAUAGGCGCCAACGUGUAAAGGGGGAUACGAGAAAUAAAGAUGAGGGAGAGGAAAAUGAGGAAAGCAGUCGAGAUGGUGAUAGUAUUGUGUGACUAUGUAGAUUAUGCUCAUUGCAGGUGCAUGUAAUCUGUGUAGUUAAGCAUGUAGUAAGCAGCUUUAAUUGUGUACAUUUUGGGUAUUGAGUAAGCUUCUUUUUUGUAUUAGCUUCUCUUUCUGGUGUAGAAAACACAGGUAAAAGUAGUAUGACUAUAUUCGUGGUUUAGAAUUCUCCUGUAGGAUACUAAGAUUGUUGCGAUAGUAAGCAUUAUUUUCAUCGA